Varanus komodoensis (Komodo dragon) is the source of this 8925-nucleotide messenger RNA. RefSeq names its product selenoprotein N (gene SELENON). The record is from RefSeq and is a predicted model, not a curated record. Gene Ontology annotation, cellular component: endoplasmic reticulum membrane. The transcript has 12 exons. NCBI's taxonomy places the organism in Eukaryota, Metazoa, Chordata, Lepidosauria, Squamata, Varanidae. Gene Ontology annotation, biological process: calcium ion homeostasis; skeletal muscle fiber development.
GCGCGGCGCGGGCCGGCCCCGCUACCCGGGCUACCGCGGCUGGGCCUGGCCUUGGCCCUGCUGGUCGCGCUGCUGGCCGCGAAGCACUACCGGGACUCCGAGGCGGCGCGGCGGCAGGAGAUGGCCCUGAAUUCUCUGGGGAAUGAAGGCUUUUUUCUGUUCUCUUCCCUGGAUAUAAACAAUGACCUGUACAUCAGUCCUGAGGAAUUCAAGCCGAUUGCAGAGAAACUCGCCGGCAUUGUCCCUGUCUCUAACAUUGAAGAGGAAGAGGUGCUGGAUCCCAGUGGAGAGACCCUGACUAUCUUUGCAAAAUUCCAACCCCUGCUAAUGGAAACAAUGACAAAGAGCAAGGAUGGUUUCCUUGGAAUUUCCCACUUUGCCCUUUCUGGGCUUCGAAACUGGACAGCUCCAGCUUCCCCUCUAAGUGUAAUGUUUGCCCAGCAAUUCAAGGCCUUCCUUCCCCCAAAGAAUAAACUGGAUCCUGGUGAUCUGUGGUGGGUAAUUCCCAGUGAACUAAACAUCUUUACUGGAUACCUUCCCAAUAACCGUUUUUACCCUCCAGCUCCUAAAGGCAAAGAGAUCAUCAUCCACAAGCUCUUGAGUAUGUUCCACCCACGACCGUUCGUGAAGACGCGCUUUGCUCCUCAGGGAGCUGUUGCCUGCAUUCAAGCGGUUGCAGAUUUCUACUACAAGAUAGCCUUCAGAAUCCAUGCAGAGUUUCAGCUGAAUGAGCCUCCGGAUUUCCCCUUCUGGUUUUCUCCUGCACAGUUCACAGGCUAUGUUAUCCUGUCCAAGGACUCCUCCCAUGUGCGAGAAUUCAAGCUGUUUGUCCCUAACAGCAGGUCCCUGAAUGUAGACAUGGAAUGGCUGUACGGAACUCUAGAGGGCAGCAACAUGGAGGUGGACAUUGGAUACCUGCCUCAGAUGGAGCUGGAGUCUUUGGGACCAUCCAUCCCUUCUGUGAUUCAUGAUGAAAAUGGGAAUGUGAUUGACAGCAGAGAAGAAGGCCCAAUUCAGUUCAUAUUUGAAGAGAUUGCCUGGCAACGAGAAAUAAGCUGGGAAGAAGCAGCUGGCAAACUGGAAGUUGCCAUGUAUCCCUUUAAGAAAGUGUCCUACCUUCCCUUCACCCAAGCCUUUGAGAGGGCCAAAUCUGAGAGUAAACUUGUGCAUUCCAUAUUGCUGUGGGGUGCGCUGGACGAUCAGUCCUGCUGAGGUUCGGGGCGAACUCUCCGGGAAACAGUCCUGGAAAGUUCGCCCAUCCUUGCUUUCCUGAACGAGAAUUUCAUCAGUACCUGGUCAUUGGUCAAGGAGCUGGAGGAUUUACAGGCAAAGAGAGAGAAUGAAGUCAACAGUAAACUUGCCAAGCUGCACCUCGAAAAAUACAAUUUCCCUGUGGAGAUAAUGAUCUGCCUGCCCAAUGGAACUGUGGUCCAUCAUAUCAAUGCCAACUACUUCCUGGAUAUUACUUCUGUGAAGCCUGAAGAGGACGAGAGCAGGAUCUUUAGUUUCUCCACCAGUUUUGAAGAUCCCUCAACAGCAACCUACCUCCAAUUCCUGAAGGAAGGACUUCAAAAAGCAAAGCCAUUCCUGCAAGCCUAAAUAGAGAGGCAAAUUAAUUUCUUGCUGUUGACUCCAAAGAUAUAAGAGUUCUUUUUCCUGGCACUCCUUGAGCUCAGGCAUGACGAAGUAUUGAAUGGUAAAUACUGUCCUUGAAUGCAAGGGCUCUAGACACAUAAGUGGCCCUUGAAAAUACCAAGCUGUAGUAUCUGUAUUACUAAUUAUUGUCAGCACCACUCUUGCAAGGAGCUGAACAUGCAAUUCUCUUACUUACUGGCACAUUGUUAGAUUGUUCUGAAGUAAGUCAUCAAGUGGCCAGCUCAGGAUGGUGCAGCACAAAUCUCUAAGACAGUCUUUGGUAUAAGGCCAGCAAGUUAGAUCUCAAGUCAAGUCUAAAUUCCUUUGUUGUGGAUCCCCAUGGUAAGAUGUUUGGGAACUGCUUUGUUGAUUCAUGAAGGGGAUGCCAUCUUUUUGUAUCAGCCCUGGAGCCAGCUCCCUUUCAAGACAUUAAAUUGUUCAUAUGUAGUAAAAGCUUCACAUUUAAGAACAUCUGUGCUGCAUCUGACUUCAGGUAACUGCAGUAGGCCCCAUGUAAACUUCAGGAUCAGAAUCCAUGUGGAUGAUGUAAGACAAAACCUGUGUUACACUCACUCCCACUGAGGUCCGCAGGACGACUUAGAUGGUGCCAUUACAUGGCAUGAAGCAGAGGACCCUUUACUGAAACAUCUUGGCCACUAAAGGCUCUGGUUUUUUCCUCUUCAUUUUUAGCUAUUCCUUAGAGAGGCAGAUUUAGCCCUGGAUCAAACGGUUGCUGGCCCUUAGUAUACGUUGAUCAAUUUCACCCCAGUUUUCAAAUAUCAGUUCUAAUGUUUUAAAGCACAGAAACAGUCUUCCCUGAUCGGUGCCUUCCACAAAUGUUGAACUGUGACGUCCGUCGUCCAUCACCACAAGGUGAUUUUGGUCCAACAUGUCUCGAGGGUGUCAGGCUGAGGAAAGCCGACGUGCAACGUAAGUGGAAGGGCUGCAUCCCAACACUGCAUUUCUCAGAGAUCGUGUCACUCGGAUAAUAUUCAUGGAUAGUUUUACAUGACUCGUUUUUCCCAACAGAUUUUUCUUCACUUUCAGUGAACUGAUUGAGUUCAUUAUUCCCACACUCCAGGAAUUUCUCACAGCCUGUGGAAUGUCCUCCAAAUGGAGCUAUUCAUUCCAUGUGACCAUUUUUUCUAUUUUGUAAAUUUUUGUUUAGCCUAAAAUAAAAACCCCUUUCAUAUUCAAGCAGACUCAUCCCAAAAGACUGCAAUACAUUGCGAUACAUGAAUCCGAUAAACCUCAUUUCUAUGCACUCAUUCUAAUACCCCUUGACAGUGUAUCUCCAGCCCCGCUCCCUUCGGUUGAAGUUGCUCUUUGCUCGUGGCCCUCCUAGCUUAUCACCAACAGUUUGUUCUGCAGUUGAACGUGUGCAGGAUUUGUGGACUGGGCUAUCAAUCCAGCAUGGAGGAGGAAAACCACAGGACACCCCUGAUGUCUCUCCUAAAAGUUCUAUCCUAAAAGUCUCUAUACAGAGAACUAUAAUUAGAACAAAGCAGCCCUGUUUCCUUUAUCUCGUUCUCCCUGAAUCAGACUGGGGCAAUGGGAUGCUGCCACCCCAGCAGACUGGGGAAGGGCUGUAGGUCCGUUCUGAAGCACCUGCUUUACAGGUUUAGUGCCUGGCAUCUCUAAUCAAAGAGCAUCCCAGCUAACUGGUGGUAAGAAUGAUCCUUCUCUGCCUGAGACUCUGGAAAGCUGUUGCCAGUCAGACAGCACUGGGCUGCAUAGACAAAUUGCCUGGCCGUGAGUAAGGCCACUUCCUGUCUGAUACAGAUCAGGGAGGGUCUUCUGCUCAAAAACAUUCAUUGCAGUCAAGUCUCAGGUAGGACUGUGGGGGCCACAGGGCCCUUCUGCUUUACUGCACUGUUCUUCAAGGAACUUUAUGCUUCCCUUUAGGUUACUCACACCCUCAACUUUGAGGACCAUGCCCAGUUUUCACACACCUGCACAUCCUUAUAGGGUGGAGACACAAGGGAUAAAAACGGGCAAGAAGGGACAGAAAGCAAAAUGAGAGCACAGGACGAACGUUUGGUUAAGAGCAGCAGGGAGGCGGAGGAGAAAUAAUUCAGCCAAGUGCAGUCAGGUCACAUGGUUUUUACAGUUGCGUUCAGAAUUUGUAACAUGGCCCCAUGAAAUGGAGAUGUGUGCACAUGGCAGAUGCAUGUUUACAGCUGCAUGUACGAUACAAGUGCUAAAAAUAGCCACAGCUGCCUAGCACAAGCUGUUUCCUUCCGAAAUCAGCAAAGGAAAUUCCUGUACAUACUUCCUUAGCUGCUCUUCUGUACUCAUGCCUGCAGCUUCCCAUUAUUUCUAGUUAAUAGACACUUGAAUCCAUAGGGCCAGAUUAAACUGUUAUGCUGCUGAUAUGUACAUAGAGAAAGAUCAGAUUUAAAUGCUUUUGUAUUCCAAAGCCAAUUUUUCUGUGUAGUAGUCAGUGUAUAUGAUAUGUAGCCCAACCCUAUGCCUGUCUAUUCAGAUGUAGCAUUCAGUGGACAUACUCCCAAGCAAAGGGUGGAGGACUGCAGCCUUAGGGCAAUGCUUUGCCUGGCUAUUCAGAAUUAGAUUUCAGGGUUUGGUGGGUCUUACUCCUUAAUAAGUAUGGGAGCCUUAUGGCAGUACAGACAAGGAAGUGGGGAAAGGGCUCUCUUCGCAAACGCUUCCAGAGGCUGGCAAAUUAUAUCCAGCACUCUGUUCACAAGGUGGCCAACCCGUUGCCUGCAGGAAAUCCGCAAGCAGAAUAUGAGCACAAUAGCAUUUUCCUGUCCAUGGAACCAGGAAUUUGGGGUUCUUCAACAUGAAAAUCAGGAAAAGUAGGGAAGAAAUCUGAAGGGCUUAUUAGGCAGUGUUGUUAUAGGGCCAAGUGGGCACUCCAUAUGAACAGGGCACACACCUAAGAACUUCAAAGAGCAGUGAGUUCAAGCUGCAAUCUUCAAAAGCAAUGGCUACAAGCUUGCACAAGAUUUGAUAGGCUCUAGGGUUGCAUCACCCUAAUUCUCCUUAAUUAAGCAAACAAAAAUCAUGACCACAGAAGAAUUAUACAUCUUUAAGGCCAGCACUGAUGAAAUCGCAAUUGUGAAUGAUUUUGCAGUUACCCAUUCGAAGGGAGACUGCAGCCAAGAAAUAAGAAGAUGAUUGAGACUUGGAAGAACAGUAAUGCAGGAACUAAAAACAAUACUCAAGUGUAAGGAUGUUUCACUGGAGACCAAGGCUAAGCCCAUCCACCCUAUUGCAUCCCUGAUUACUGUGCAUGGGUGUGAAAGCUGCACAGGGAAGAAAACUGAUCCAUUUGAAACAUGAUGCUGGAGGAGAGAAUUGUGAACACCCUGGACCAACAGAAAGACAAGUAGGUCCUAGAUUAAAUCAAGCCAGAACUUACCCUGGAAGCAAACAUGACAAAAUGGAAAGUGUCAUACUUUGGACACAUCAUGAGAAGGCAAGACUUUCUGGAGAAACAAUCAUGCAGCGGAAAGCCGAUGAGAGAAGAAGAAAAGUAAGAUCGACUAUGAAAUGGACCAGUUCCAUAAGGGAAGUCACAUCCCUGAGUUUGCAAAAAUUGAACAGGGCUUUGAAGGACAAUACAUUUUGGAGGGCUUUCAUUCACAGGGUCACCAUAUAUCUGAGAUUACUUGACUGCACAUCAUAAUAAUUCUUCAGCCAUGAAAUGUCAGUACUGCAAACACUGCUUGCAAGUUUGGAACAUUCUGAUAUUUUCCUCUGGCUAGAUUUUUUUUUAGCUCCUUCUAAAAUGCCCAGUAUAUUUAAAACAAGCAAAUGAAUGAAGAAUCCUUAAGAACAUACACAGUCCAAACUGUGAACUUGAAAAAUUAUACUUUAGACGGACACAUGGGAAGACACGUUAGGAAACAGUUGGUCUUUUCCUCCAUCUGCUGUUGAUUUUAAAAUCCUUACCUUCCCCAUGAAUGUUUUAGACCUCUAGCAACUCAAUUGUAGGACUCUUGCUAGCUGUGGAGGACAAAAGCCAUCAGAAGCAGUCACUUGGUAGAGCCAGUCAAGGUGUCUGACAAUAUUUUCCUGGAAGCACAGCUUGUUUCUCCAUUCAUUUGAUGGACGACAAUUUAUUGAAGAAUACCUUUCAACGGUGGCUCCUUUCUCCCUCUUCCCGUUUCCUUAUUUCCCAGCAUUAAUUUUACUCCCAAACUUCCCCCACCUUAUAUGAAAUUUGCAUUUCAUCAGGGACUGUCACACCAGCCUAUAUGUGUAUUAAAGAAUUCAAUUCAGCAGGUUUUGGUGGGGUUUGCAAGAGGUAUUCAUAUCCCUCAACAGUGUUUAAUCGCCUUCUGCCACUAGUUAAACAUCAGCAUUUCUGGAUUGAAAAGAGCACAUUAUGCUUAGGCCAGGCUUUUCAGCAAAUGUUAAGAGUAGACUGAAUGCUUUUCAGCUGAUGUUCAGCAGGCAGCCUGCUUCGUAACACUGAAUUACUUUAGAACCAGCCUCAAGAGCAUUUACGGAAGGUUCUGAGUAGGCAGGUUCUGUGGUUUUAUUAAUUUGUCUUAAUUAAUGUAAGAAAUUAUUUUAAUCAUUAAUUUUUGUAAUUAUUAGCAAAUGCCCCAGUGGGGAAGAUUUAACUAUCCCCAUUAUUUGGGUGGACUCUGAGGGAUGGUGGAGGACAGGAGAGCCUGGAGGAAUGUUGUCCAUGGGGUCCUGAUGGGUUGGGCACGACUUUGCGACUAACAACAACUAUUUGGUUUCAGUACCUGUAUAUUUUCCACUGUGAGACACAUGGGAAUUGGGAUUUGGGGAAUUAUAUACCAGGAACCCUGUACAGAGAAAGGGGUUAGCCUCCUACCCUGGUGGGUAGAAACCUUCCAACAGGACUUCCCUUUCAUCUCCUAUCCACAGCAGCUCAUGACUCGCACUUCAGAUCUGCUUCAAUGGGCCCACCAACAGAUGUGGGGAAAUGCCUUCUGCUAGCCAUUUCUUCCCCACGAUCAGAUGACCAUUGUUGGACCUGGCUCUUUUCAACGCCUUAUCACAUCAUCUGGAAGGCUACAGGUUGUCCAAUCGUGAAUUAAAGUUUACUUCAAUUGAAAUCAAUUGGUCUAUCUAAAUAAAAUUUGGAUCCUGCUUAUUGUCUGAAUAUAGUGCUUGGGCUUCUGAGUAUUCUAAUUCUCAAGCCUGUCCCCUAAAAUUGCAUUUAUGCUAAUAACCCUCAGUGUUUUGUGACAAUGAAAUCCAUGGAUAUUAAAGUAAUUUAAUGCCUAUGAUAAUGGGACCAUAAAAAUUAGAAUGAGCAAGUGACCCCCCCUUUCACUGAGCCAUUUCUCUUGUUUUGAGAGUAGUUGUUGCUGUUGUUUUUAAUUUUCACAGACAUAAAUGAAUGCUGUGCUUUUUCCAUGUUUUAAUUUAAAAGAAAAACUAGUUAAAUUACUAGAGCAAAUUGGUAAUUUAAGGAUAAAUUAAAUAUAUGGUGACAGGCUCUUUCACAGCUCUCAGAAGGGAAUGAUAAAACAUUUGCUCUUAUUGUCAAGCUGUUUACUGGCCUUUCCCAGGCACUGUGGGGUUUACAAAGUAGGACUACAGACACGGAUGAACUCAUGGGACCAGGAGAUGUUUCCCCCAGCAAGUGUUUCUUCUGUAGAGGAAUGACUACUUCUCAGCAUUCCUAACCACCAAAUGCUGGAAAACAGCAACCCGAGACUGUCGCACCUGCGUAGAUGUAGGACACAUGGUUCAUUUAGUCCAGUCCUAUCGACUCUAGACUGGUAGCACCUCACAAGACCCACAAUAAAUGAGCCAAUGGUUUGCCACCCAAGAUCCUUUUUAUCCAUAGGGGCUUGUGAUAGGGCUUAAGACUACGUUGCGUGCAAAGCUCUGGAAAUUGACUCCUCUUUUGCUGUAGUAAUGGAGGUUGUGCUAGUUUCACAUGCACUGACUGGGCCAGGCUUUUCACAUGACCAUCCUCUCUCCCCCUCAUGCAGAUAAUGCAUAGGUAUUUUGCAUAUUUAUUGUUCGCAAUGUGAUUAUCUGGCUAUCUGCUUUAACAUCCCUGACAUUGAAGUGAGAGUUUUCUCCCUACCUGGUAAGCCCUGUUGUGUUUACUUGAAGUUUUCGUGUUCUUGUGGAAGCGCUUUCUCAAUCAGUAUUAGGAAGUGCUAGGGACCUCUUGCCCCUUUCAAAAGGCCAACCUGACCCUCCCUGCUUGCGCUGGCUUGCUCAAAACCACUACUUGCAACUCUAAGCGAUCUGAGAAGUACUUUAAAGGCUGCAGUCCUAAACCCACCUAAAUCUGAGUAUAUGCUCCACUGAAGUUAAUAGGACUAGUUUCUGUAGAGACACAUGCAAGAUUGCAGUGGAAAAGCACUAAUGGGCCUCUUGUGUGACCACUUCAUCUCUUCUUGUUUCGAGCCAUGGACUUAAAAAAAGUGUUGUUGUCUUAACUUUUUAAAAAAUGUGCCAAGCUUUUCCUAUUUAUAUUCUAUCUAUAUUUCAAGAACUUUAUAGAUAAUUUUGAUAACUCCAAAGGGAAAAAAAACAGAAAGUGUUGCUUUUUUCUUUGUUCAUCUGUUCUUUGUGAUGGCCUGGCCUCAAACCAGAAAUGGGUCAUGCUUGAUUUCUGACAGGUGACUGCUGGAGAAAAACAACCCUUUCCUUUCAUUCUCUUUGUUUUUUAACAGUUACAGUUUAUUUUUUUGCUAAGUGUUUAUUUUCUAGGGGCAGUUUGAUGUAAAGUGUGAGUUUUUGAUGCUGUAUGUCAUCUGUUACGUUAAGAAAGUUGUAUUAGAAGAGGUUUACUGGACACUUGUUGUUGUGGCAUGGAAGAGAUUUUAAUGAUUACCUAAAAUGCAGAAAACAUGUAGUCUGCAAUACGAUUUACUUGUGUUACAAAUAAGUCAUUUAUUUAUUAUCUUAACCUCCAUUAUGUCCACUCCAAACGUUUCCUGCUCAUUUUAAAACUGAACAGAUGUAUUUGAGUAUGAUGAACCUUAUGCAGGACAAUGUAAAAGACAUGAUUAAAUAUUUAAGUCUCAUUUCACUAAUGUAAAUCUCCCUGUGGUAAUAUACCAUCCAGUUUAGCUAGCAUUAGCUCCAUGUUUUAGCAAAAUUCCUAGUAUAUUCUUGUAUGAAAAGUCCUCAAUACUGCCUCCUAUAGUAGUAGUAGUUUUUAGUAAUAAAACAUGGAGAACCCAAAUGUUUGCAUUUUAUACUUUGACAGAAUAUCAAUAUAGAUUAGAUUUGAAAAGUAAAAAGGGAAUGGCAAAAUUCCAAUGUUAGUAUGCAGUGAAAGAUAUAUUUUUAGCAUUCAAUAAAAGUUAUUUGUGA